AUGCAAAAGCCCAUACAUCGAGAUCUCCACUUCCGCUCGUAUGCAGUUGACGACACCGGAAUAGCGCAUUACACAACCUACAAAAAGGACACUUUGCACGUCGGCCUUGGCGAGAAGGCCGCACCCAUGAACUUGAGUGGCCGCGGUUUUAUCAUCUCAGCUAGUGACACUUUUGGAUAUGACGCCUAUCGGACUGACCCCCUUUACAAGCACAUCCCACUUCUCAUCAACGUCACCCCACAAGGCUGCGUUGGGAUCUUCUCCACGUCCCACUCUCGCGGCACGUGGGCCGUGGGGUCUGAGAUUGAUGGCAUGUGGGGUCACUUCAAGGUCUACAGACAAGCUCACGGAGGGCUAGAGGAGUAUACGAUCAUUGGCAAGACGGUAGCAGAUGUCGUACGGUCAUACGCAGACCUCGUCGGCUACCCAUUGCUGGUGCCACGGUAUAUGAUGGGCUAUGUUAGUGGAGGUAUGAAGUAUAGCAUGGAAGAUCAGCCCAAGGCAGCAGAUUCGAUCCUGGGCUUCAUCAAGAAAUGCGAGGAGCACGAUAUCCCCGUUUCCGCCUUCCAGAUGAGUUCUGGAUAUACUGUGGCCGAGGUUGAACCCAAGACUCGCAACGUGUUCACUUGGAACAGGCACCGUUUUCCGGACCCACGCGCUUUCACACGAGAGUGCCACAAGCACGGAGUCAGGCUGCUGGCCAACAUAAAGCCAUACGUCUUGGAUUGUCAUCCCGAAUACCAACAGCUCGCGGAAACAGGUGCCUUCUUCAAAGAUCCGAUCACGAAGAAGACCGCAAUUGCUCGUCUAUGGAGCGCUGGUGGUGGAGAGAGUGGUGAAGGCAGCCACAUUGACUUCACAAGCAAGGCCGGUUAUAACUGGUGGUACGAUGGAUGCCGCGCUCUCAAAGAUGUUGGCAUUGAUGCGAUGUGGAAUGAUAACAACGAGUAUAACAUUCCGAGUGACGACUGGCAGUGUGCCUUAGAGACUGUGCGGAUACCUAAGGGGCAAGCGAGGAAAGACCUCGGCUUGUGGGGCAGAGCCAUGCACACUGAGCUUAUGGGAAAAGGCUCACAUGAUGCCUGCGUUGAUGCAGAACCAAAUGUUCGUCCUCUUGUUCUGACACGUAGUGCUACCGCCGGCACUAUGCGCUAUGCCGCCUGCUCCUGGAGCGGCGACAACGUGACAAGCUGGGAGGGGAUGAAGGGCAGUAACGCCUUGGCACUGAACGCUGGCUUCUCACUUCUCCAGUGCUAUGGUCAUGAUAUUGGUGGGUUCGAGGGACCUCAGCCUACACCAGAGCAUCUAGUUCGGUGGAUCCAGCUGGGUGUUCACAGCCCUCGCUUUGCAAUCAACUGUUACAAGACAAGCCCAGAGGACAACCUGGUUGGAGAAGUCAUCGAGCCUUGGAUGCACCCCUCAGUUACCCCACUCAUCAGGAAUGCCAUCAAGCGUCGCUACGAGCUGAUCCCUUACACCUAUUCCCACUGCCUGAAGAGCCACUUCACCGCCGUGCCAUCUCAACGAUGGACGGGUUGGGGCUAUGAGAGUGACCCUAAUGUCUGGAGUAAGGAGCUUCUAGCAGGAGACACACAAUAUUGGUUCGGCGAUGCUCUUCUAAUUUCUGGUGUCUAUGAACCCAAGGAAGACAUGGCAAGGGUGUACUUACCUAAGAAGAAAUCAGCCGCUACGGAAAACAGUAGUGACGAUUACGGCUUCUUGAAUACCAAUGCGCCAUUUCAGCACCUUGCUUCCGGGAUGUGGCAUAACAUCAGCUCGACUUGGCAUAGCUGUAUCCCUGUGAUAGCUCGUUGCGGAUCCGCAGUUCCUGUUGGCAAGAAUCGCCAUACGACUUGUAGGGCCGAAGAGGAUCCUGAGUUCCCUGCCGAGGAAAAGGAUAACUGGCGUGGACUUGAGAUUUUCCCGCCUCCCAUGCAUGGAAUGACGCCACACACCAACGCAAACAAGAAACAUAUCUUUGAGAACACAUGGCUGGAGGAUGACGGCAUCAGCUCCGAAGCAAUGGUGUCCUACUCUACAUUUCGGAUAAUAUACGAGAUCGGCAACGCAUAUGAGGAUGGAAUUGCCGUCAGCGUGAACAUCACCAAGCAAGGGACGUGGGAGCCACUCUGGCUUAGUAACGGGGUGGAUAUAAUCCUGCCCAUUGGCGAAGAGAGGAUUGUCUCAGCGAGGACGGGUGCUAAGGCGGUUGACAAGGGGCGAGACAAUAGGGGUAGGAAGGUGUGGAACAUCGGUGUGCAGCAGGCCCAGGUGAACAAUGCAGCCUGA
Messenger RNA from Phaeoacremonium minimum UCRPA7, 2289 nucleotides. Its product is annotated as putative neutral alpha-glucosidase ab precursor protein. Gene Ontology annotation, biological process: carbohydrate metabolic process. NCBI's taxonomy places the organism in Eukaryota, Fungi, Ascomycota, Sordariomycetes, Togniniales, Togniniaceae. Gene Ontology annotation, molecular function: hydrolase activity, hydrolyzing O-glycosyl compounds; carbohydrate binding. The transcript is spliced from 2 exons. The coding region runs from base 1 to 2289 and encodes 762 amino acids. The record is from RefSeq and is a predicted model, not a curated record.